AAUUAGAUCAGUGUUAUUCUACUUGUUUCUUUGAAAAUAAAAAAGUAUGGGACCUCAAGGGCUAGGGCUUGAGAUUACUGAACUUAGGUUGGGGCUACCCGGAGGCAGCAGUGAGAAGAAGAGGGUGGUUUUGGGUGGGCGAGAGGCGGAUGUUUGUGGUGGAGAGGAGAAGAAGGAUAUGGAUAUGGUGGUCGGGUGGCCGCCGGUGUGUUUGUAUAGGCAGAAGAAGAGUAUGGGCGAGGCGACACAAAAAAUGUACGUGAAAGUGAGCAUGGAUGGUGUACCGAUUCUUCGAAAAGUUGAUUUGAGUUGUUUGAAAGGGUAUUCGGAACUUGGCAUGGCUCUUGAGAACCUCUUUGGUUGUUAUGGAAUUGGUGAAGCAAUGAAGGCAGAAAGCGAGAGUUGUGAAUACAUAGCAAUAUAUGAAGACAAAGAUGGGGACUGGAUGCUUGUAGGGGACGUCCCUUGGCUGAUGUUUACAGAAACAUGCAAGAGACUAAGGAUUAAGAGAAGAUCAUGUUCGAAUGGAGUUGGAUUGCACGGAAUCAACAAUUAACUAAUGAUUCAUUUAAUGGAAUUAGUUAAGUUUACCGUUUUGAGUUUAAAUGUCGUCUUUGUUUUAUAAAAAGAUAGAAUAAACAGCCAAAAUGGUCUAUGAGGUUUGGUAACUUUUGUUACUUUAGUCCAAAAACUCAAAUCUUUUGAAUCUGGGUCCCUGUGAUUUCAAUUUUGUUGUCAUUUUCAUCCAAAAUCAAAAUAUGGUUAGAUUUUUCAGUUAACAUCCAAAUUUUUUCCCUCUCUUUUAAUAAAGGGCAAAUGGUCUUUUAACGUUUUAUUAUAAUAAAUUAAAAAAAAUCUGACCAUUUUGCCCUUCAUUAAAAAGAGGAAAAAUACAAAAAAAAAAAAAAAAAAAAAAAAACUUGAUGUUAACUGAAAAAACUAACUAGAUUUUGCUUUUGGAUGAAAUUGGUAACAAAAUUGAAACCACAGGGACCUAGAUUUAAAAGAUUUGAGUUUUGGACUAAAGUGCCAAAAGUAAUCAAACCUUAGGGAUCAUUUUAGCCAUUUACUCAAAAAGAUAACUAGUAUGCGUAAUUAUGGUUUGAGGUUUAAGUUGUUUGGGACUGAUGAACCAUAACCAUCACGUAAUAUAGCAUGUCUACUACAUUUCAAUUAAUUUAUAAUUUCAUGUAGGCUAUAAUCAAACUAAAAUCCAACUAUUA
Molecule: messenger RNA, 1223 nt
Organism: Helianthus annuus (common sunflower)
Lineage: Eukaryota; Viridiplantae; Streptophyta; Magnoliopsida; Asterales; Asteraceae
Product: auxin-induced protein AUX22
Exons: 3
Coding region: 47-556 (169 amino acids)
Biological process (GO): regulation of DNA-templated transcription
Cellular component (GO): nucleus
Molecular function (GO): protein binding
Source: RefSeq, a predicted model, not a curated record